Messenger RNA from Zophobas morio, 2168 nucleotides. Its product is annotated as alkaline phosphatase-like. Bases 25 to 1635 code for a protein of 536 amino acids. Gene Ontology annotation, molecular function: alkaline phosphatase activity. The record is from RefSeq and is a predicted model, not a curated record. The transcript is spliced from 5 exons. Gene Ontology annotation, biological process: dephosphorylation. Lineage: Eukaryota; Metazoa; Arthropoda; Insecta; Coleoptera; Tenebrionidae.
CACUCGAACUUUAAUAAUGAAGUAAUGAAAAUGCGUGUCGAGGGUAUUGCUUUUUUCUUACAAGUUGUAGCGGUGUUGCCGUUCUUCGUUUCCGGGCACUGGGAUGAUUCGGUUCACCCGCACUUCCCACGAAAAGUAAAAAAACGUUCGACAGAAGAGAAAAGUGAGGAAGACUCGGCAGAUUUUUGGAUUCGGAACGCGCAAGAAGCCGUGAAAGAGCGUCUGCUGCGAAGAGCCAACGAAAAUAUCGCCAAAAAUGUCAUCCUUUUCCUUGGCGACGGCAUGUCCAUCCCCACCAUAUCAGCAGCACGUGUAUACGUAGGGGGUGAAGAAAAACAAUUAUCAUUUGACACAUUCCCCUACACUGGCUUAUCUAAAACCUAUUGCAUCGACCAUCAAGUCGCCGACUCCGCAUGCUCCGCCACAGCCUACCUAGGCGGAGUAAAAGGCAACUACGGCACAAUCGGCGUGACAGGAAACGUCAAACGUGACGAUUGCCCCCCCAUGCGCAACUCAACAAAUCACGUCCUCUCCAUAGCCCACUGGUCCCAGCUAAAGGGCAAAAUGACAGGUCUCGUCACCACAGCACGCGUCACGCACGCGUCCCCCGCGGGUGUUUACGCGCACACCGCCGAACGUGACUGGGAAAGCGACAAUGACGUCAUCGCGUCCAACUACGAUCCAGUCACGUGCAGAGAUAUCGCGUGGCAACUGGUUCACGGCGAAACCGGCAAAAAACUCAACGUGGUUCUGGGAGGGGGACGAGCGAACUUUUUGCCACAAAAUACCAAAGAUGAGGAAGGGUUUCAAGGUAAUCGGGUAGAUAAAACCAACUUGAUUAAAGAGUGGCUGGAGCAGAAAAACCAACUGGGGGCUAAGCCGACGUAUGUUUGGAACAAGGAAGGACUUUUAGGGGUUGACUAUAACCAAACGGAUUAUCUUCUGGGGUUGUUUAAUCCAGAUCAUGUCAGUUUUAACUUGAAACGGGAUAAAAAUAAGGAGCCGUCGUUGCAGGAGAUGACGGAAGCUGCUAUUAAGGUUCUAAGUCAGUCGGAAAAUGGAUACUUUUUGUUUGUUGAGGGGGCUAGAAUUGACAUGGGGCACCAUAAUGCUCAGGCUAGAAUGGCGUUGGAUGAAACCAGUGAAUUCUCUAAAGCUGUCCAAGCUGCGAUUGAUAUGACUAGUGAGAGUGACACUUUAAUUGUGGUGACGUCAGAUCACGCCCACACAAUGAGUUAUAGCGGAUAUGCCCAUAGAGGUAACGAUGUUUUGGGAAUAGCCGGAAAUGCCGAUGACACUAUUCCUUACACGGUUCUGAACUACGCUAAUGGACCUGGGUAUAAAGCUAGUGAAGGACGCCGCCAUGACGUGAGCAAAGAUGACAUGUCCAAUGAAGAGUAUCGUUACCCUGGAAUUUCACCCCUCCAUAUGGAAACCCAUGGAGGUGAUGACGUGGCAAUCUUUGCGAAAGGCCCAUGGGCUCACCUUUUUACUGGAGUGAUGGAAGAAAAUGUGAUACCUCACCUUAUGUCGUACGCAUCUUGUGUCGGCAAUGGUGAAACUGCUUGUGAUCCUCUUGAAAAAGAAUGGCAUUUUUCUAGAAUUAUGAUUUUAGUGAAGAAAAACUCCAAGUAGAUUUAGGAAAAAAAAAGCCGAAAAGUAUUACUUUCCUAUCAUUUUUGAUAAUAAGUUAUUAUCUAACGUAGUUUAGAGUAAAAUGUACCUGAUUACCAGUAAAACGCUGCGCUGUAGGUUGUGAGUUAUUUCUGCCACUAUCAAUGCUUGUAGUAGAAAAACAAGAAAGAAAAAAAUAAUGUUUGAAUAUUAAUACUUUUCAUGAUCUUAAUCAGUAAAUUAAGGACACUGGUUUUUAUUUAACUGUGACCUUAACAUAUUUCGAAAUAUUAAUAAAUGUAUAUCUGUUAUAAUUUUCUGGCCUUCCUGGUUUUACUCUGUUGUGUUUACCUACUUUCUACAUAGAAAAACGUGAGGUUGCUUAAAAAAUAGAUACGUUAUAUGUGUCUAAUUUGCAGAAAAUUUGAACAAUAGUUGUGUUCAAAUAUGCACAAUAUAGCUAGCUAUGAUGAAAUAUAAUGAAAAAUGUGCUAAUAUAUGUGUGUAUAACAUAUUAUUUUUACGAUCAAUUUGAUUUCGAUAUUUUCUUUCAU